AUGGGCGAGUCAGAGCUGGAGGCGGUUGAGCAGGAGCUGGCUGACGGCCGCGGCAGCAGGGACCGCCUAAGCGCAUACAAGGGGGACGAGCAGCCGGCCGGCGCCAACGGCGCGAAGCGGGCCCCCACGCGCGCCGGCGGCCCGGGGCGGGCGGCGCAGCUGCUGGCUUGCGUCAUCUCACCGGUAUUUGUCAAUGCAUUCACGCUGACAUUCCUGGCAGAGUGGGGCGACCGCAGCCAGAUCGCAACCAUCGGCCUCGCCGCGUCCUCGGACGUGUAUGGCGUCACCCUCGGAUCGAUUAUCGGCCACGCGCUGUGCACGGCGGUGGCCGUGCUGGGCGGCCGCCACCUGGCAGUGCACAUCGACGAGCGGACGGUCGGGAUUAUCGGCGGCAUUCUCUUCGUGCUGUUUGGCCUGCACUCGCUGUGGGAGGGCCCGCAGUGA
Monoraphidium neglectum is the source of this 444-nucleotide messenger RNA. RefSeq names its product Transmembrane protein. The coding region runs from base 1 to 444 and encodes 147 amino acids. Gene Ontology annotation, cellular component: Golgi apparatus. Gene Ontology annotation, biological process: manganese ion transmembrane transport; Golgi calcium ion homeostasis; Golgi calcium ion transport. The record is from RefSeq and is a predicted model, not a curated record. Gene Ontology annotation, molecular function: manganese ion transmembrane transporter activity; calcium ion transmembrane transporter activity. The transcript has 4 exons. NCBI's taxonomy places the organism in Eukaryota, Viridiplantae, Chlorophyta, Chlorophyceae, Sphaeropleales, Selenastraceae.